CUAUAAAAACACGAAUUGUGAGCAACGAGCUAUAAGGCGGAACGAACCGAAAUCCAGUCUUAUUCAAGAGCAGGGCACUGUUUACUUAAAUUAUUCAGCUUGCAGGAAGAUGUCUAAUCACUCGGAGUCUGAUGUUAGCCAUUUGUCUGGUGUGAAGCAUGUGAUACUCGUUCUGUCAGGCAAAGGUGGUGUCGGUAAGAGUACCGUUGCUGUUCAACUUGCACUCGGACUACUAAAAGCUGGGAAAAAGGUUGGUCUUUUGGAUGUUGACCUUUGUGGUCCUAGUAUCCCCAAAAUGCUAAACCUUGAUGGUAAAGAUGUCCACAACUGUCCCGAAGGGUGGGUUCCGGUAUACUUUGAUAAAGAGCAAAGACUGGCUGUUAUGUCGAUAGCAUUUCUACUGGAAAAUAAAAAUGAUGCAAUCGUUUGGCGAGGACCAAGAAAAACAGCAAUGAUUCACCAGUUUAUAAACGAUGUUUGUUGGCAAGACACUGAAUAUCUGAUUAUUGAUACCCCACCUGGUACAUCGGAUGAGCAUUUAGCUGUUGUGGAAAGUCUUCGGAGUUAUAAUCCAGAUGGAGCUGUUUUGGUUACUACACCUCAGUCUGUCUCUGUUGGUGAUGUGCGUCGUGAAGCUACUUUCUGCCAAAAGACAGGCAUACCUAUACUUGGAUUGAUUGAAAAUAUGAGUGGUUUUGUUUGUCCAUCAUGCAAGGAGUGUUCUAACCUAUUUUCAAAAGGAGGUGGAGAAUCCCUGGCAAAAGAACUCAGCAUUCCAUUUUGGGGAUGUAUCCCCAUUGAUCAGCAUGUCACUUCAUAUACAGAAAGUAUUCCUGAGACCACAGACUCGCCUUUGUUUGACGCUCUUUCUUCUAUUGUUGAAAAAGUAAUUGAAGUUGAGAAUACAUCUUGAAUAUUCUUCAUUUGAGCCUCUCUUGAAUCAGACAUUUGUUAAUAAGACUGUUAAUUGUUAAUAAAGAUAUUUUCUAACGAUUGCUACAAAUACAAAA
This is a messenger RNA of Octopus sinensis (East Asian common octopus), 1010 nucleotides long. RefSeq names its product cytosolic Fe-S cluster assembly factor NUBP2 homolog. Gene Ontology annotation, molecular function: ATP-dependent FeS chaperone activity; ATP binding; 4 iron, 4 sulfur cluster binding. Gene Ontology annotation, biological process: iron-sulfur cluster assembly. The record is from RefSeq and is a predicted model, not a curated record. The coding region runs from base 110 to 913 and encodes 267 amino acids. The transcript has 8 exons. Lineage: Eukaryota; Metazoa; Mollusca; Cephalopoda; Octopoda; Octopodidae. Gene Ontology annotation, cellular component: cytosol.